GGCUCAAGGUUUGGUUAAAUCAAGAACAUUUGUUCAUAACUUUCAGAAUAAACGUCCUUGAACGUUCCCUGCUAGCCGGGAUGGCAUUCAGUCACUUCGAGAUAUUUUGGGGGUCACCGGUUUGGUCGCAGCUCCCGUGUCCGGUAGGUGGCGCUCCCGGCGGCGGAGCUCGGUCUGUCCGCGCGGGGGCGCUGUGAGGCGGGUCCCGCUGGAACGGAGCGUGAAUCCCGGGGGCUGGAGCGCAGGAUGGCGGCGGUCGGUGCUGCUGCUGCUGCUGCUGCUGUUGCCGAGGCCGAGUCGUCGGACAGCGAACCGGAGCAGGAGCACGGAUCCCCGCAGAAACUCAUACGGAAGGUCUCCACGUCGGGUCAGAUCCGGAGCAAGACGAUUUUAAAAGAGGGGAAGUUGAUGAAACAGACGAAUUUUCAGCGCUGGAAGAGACGUUAUUUUAAACUGCGGGGAAGAACGCUGUACUACGCUCAGACGGCCAAGUCGAUUAUUUUUGACGAAGUGGAUCUGACUGACGCCAGCGUAGCAGAAUCAAGCACGAAGAACGUGAACAACAGCUUUACUGUGAUCACUCCGUGUCGUCGGCUGGUUCUGUGCGCUGAAAACAGGAAAGAGAUGGAGGAAUGGAUCGCAGCGCUGAAGAGUGUUCAGAACAGAGAACACUUUGAGUCCACUCAGUUCAGCAUGGAUCAUUUCUCCGGGAUGCACAACUGGUACGCCUGUUCUCACGCUCGCCCCACGUACUGUAACGUCUGUCGAGAGGCUCUGUCCGGAGUCACGUCUCACGGACUGUCCUGCGAAGUGUGCAAGUUCAAGGCUCACAAGCGCUGUGCGGUCAGAGCCACUAAUAACUGCAAGUGGACCACGCUGGCCUCCAUCGGCAAAGACAUACUGGAGGACGAGGAUGGGAUCUCGAUGCCUCAUCAGUGGCUGGAGGGGAACCUGCCGGUCAGCGCUAAAUGCACCGUGUGCGAUAAAACCUGCGGCAGCGUCCUGAGACUGCAGGACUGGCGCUGUUUAUGGUGCAAAGCCAUGGUGCAUGCUGGGUGUAAGGACCAGCUCUCCCCGAAGUGCCCGCUGGGUCAGUGCAAGGUCUCGGUGAUUCCUCCCACGGCCCUCAACAGCAUCGACUCGGACGGGUUCUGGAAGGCGACGUGUCCUCCGACCUGCACGAGUCCGUUGUUGGUGUUUGUAAACAGUAAAAGUGGAGAUAAUCAGGGCGUGAAGUUUCUUCGGCGCUUCAAGCAGCUGUUGAAUCCGGCGCAAGUGUUCGAUCUGAUGAACGGAGGACCGCAUCUCGGCUUGCGUUUGUUUCAGAAGUUCGACACGUUUCGUAUUCUGGUGUGUGGAGGAGACGGCAGCGUCGGAUGGGUUUUAUCAGAGAUAGACGCACUGACUUUACACAAACAGUGCCAGCUCGGCGUACUUCCUCUGGGAACAGGAAAUGACCUGGCCAGAGUUUUGGGGUGGGGCUCAGCGUGUGACGACGACACACAGUUACCCCAGAUCCUGGAGAAACUGGAGAGAGCCAGUACUAAGAUGCUGGACAGAUGGAGUAUUAUGGUGUAUGAGACCAAGUUACCACGGCAACAUUCCAGCUCCACGGUAACCGAGGACUGUAGCGAGGACUCUGAGGUGCAACACAUUCUGACCUAUGAGGACUCAGUUGCUGCUCAUCUCUCCAAAAUCCUGACGUCUGACCAGCACUCUGUGGUCAUUUCAUCUGCCAAGGUCCUGUGUGAGACUGUGAAAGACUUUGUUGCGAAAGUCGGACGUGCUUACGAGAAAAACACCGAAAAUUCGGAGGAGUCGGAAGCCAUGGCUAAAAAGUGUGGUGUGCUGAAAGAAAAGCUGGACUCGUUACUGAAGACGCUUAAUGAGGAAGCCCAGGCCAGCAGUGUGAUGUCUGCCCCGCCGCCCACCAUCGCCGAGGAGCAGGUGGAUGGGGAGGGGGUGGUUCUGGCUCCGCCCACUGCCACCGUAACCGCCCCUUGUUCGCCUCGACCGCCAGCCGCCAUCUUUAAACCCAGGGAGCAGCUGAUGCUUCGAGCCAACAGCCUAAAGAAAGCGAUCAGACAAAUCAUAGAGCACACCGAGAAAGCGGUAGAUGAACAGAACGCUCAGACGGAGGAGGGAUUGCCCUCGCUGCCAGCUGAGGAAGAGGAGGACGAUGAUGGCUCAGAAACCUUAUCUCUGCAGUCGUCAUACAGCAGCCGGGCGCGAGCCAGCAGACGAGCGUCUAAGACUCCAUGCGAGAAGCUCAUCGGUAAAGGAAGCCUGUCCAUAGGCAGCUCGGCUUCGCUUCCUGCUCAGACAGGAAGUAGAGAGAACAUGCCCAUGCUGAACGCUAAGAUCCUCUACCCAAGUCUCAGAGCAGGCGUGUCUGGGUCUUUUAGCGGUUCGGUGAUCACCAGGCUUCUGGUCAACGCCGAUCCGUUCAACUGUGAUCCGGAGAACCUGGAUCUGUACACUGAGAAAUGUGUGAUGAAUAACUAUUUUGGAAUCGGUCUGGAUGCCAAAAUCUCUCUGGAUUUCAACAACAAACGUGACGAGCAUCCAGAGAAGUGCAGGAGUCGCACUAAAAACAUGAUGUGGUAUGGAGUGCUGGGAACCAAAGAACUGCUGCACAGAACAUACAAGAACCUGGAACAAAGGGUUCUGCUGGAGUGUGACGGAGCGAUUCCUCUUCCCAGUCUGCAGGGAAUCGCGGUGUUGAAUAUUCCCAGUUACGCAGGAGGAACCAACUUCUGGGGCGGAACUAAAGAGGAUGACACGUUCACGGCGCCGUCGUUUGACGAUAAAAUCCUGGAGGUGGUGGCUGUGUGCAGCAUGCAGAUGGCUGUUUCUAGAGUUAUUAAUCUACAGCAUCACCGUAUCGCACAGUGUCGGACAGUAAAGAUCACUAUUCUGGGAGAUGAAGGCGUACCUGUGCAGGUAGAUGGAGAGGCCUGGAUACAGCCACCCGGGUACAUCCGGAUCCUGCACAAGAACCGCACUCAAACCCUCACCAGAGACCGGGCGUUCGAGAACACUUUGAAGUCGUGGGAGGACAAACAGAGAGGAGACAUUCCACGGCUGGUUUCCCAGCAUGCAUCGCAGCCGGAGGUCGUGUCUGAAGAGGAGACGGCUCAGAUCAGCCUGUUCGGUCAGGCAGCCGGAGCACUUAUACACAGUAUCAGGGAAGUGGCACAGUCUCAUCACACCAUCGAGCAGGAAUUGGCUCACGCGGUCAACGCCAGCUCUAAAGCCAUGGAUCUGGUGUACGCAAACUCCAAAAGCAGCGGGGGUCUGACCUGUAACGUGGUGAUGGAGAUGGUCAGUAACGUCAAAGCUCUGCACAGCGAGACCGAACUGCUGCUCGCGGGGAAGAUGUGUCUGCAGCUGGAUCCUCCUCAGAGAGAGCAGCUGGUCGGCGCGUUGAGUUCAGUCGCCCAGCAGUCCCGCAGACUCACGGACAUCAGCUGGCUCGGUCAGCUCAUCGACCCGGCCGACGACGAGGGCCAGCUGUCGGAUUUCUCCAAGCGCGGCCGUAGCGCCAAGUUCCGCCUCGUGCCCAAAUUCAAGAAGGACAAGAACAACAAAAACAAGGAGACGUGCGCCGCCCUCAACAUGCCAGUGAAUACGUGGGGAGUGGAUGAAGUGGGCGUCUGGCUGGAGAUGCUCUGCCUGGCCGAGUAUAAGGAGAUCUUCAUCAGACAUGAUAUCAGAGGACCGGAGCUGCUUCAGCUGGAGAGAAGGGACCUGAAGGAUCUGGGAGUGACUAAAGUCGGCCACAUGAAGCGGAUCCUGCAGGGAAUCAGGGACUUGAGUCGAAACAGCACAGCUAGCGAGGCCUAGACGCUCCGCAGCCAAUCAGAUGCCUCGUUGGGACGUGACGCAGCUUCACCGGCCAAUCAAACGCUCAGUCACGACCGCGAGCAGCCAUACUCCGCCCCCGCGGCCCUUCGACCAAUCACAGUGCCUUCUGUUCUCCACCUCUGUGACAUCAUCGCUUUGGGGGGAAGCUGUUUGACUACCUAGAAGGGGGAGGUUUAUCAAGGGAGGGUCGAACCGAUGCCACAAACUUUAAAGAGCCAAUGAAAAAUUAGCUGAAGACAAAAUGAAAACCAAGUUAACCCUUUUAGAUAUGCUUUUGCUUAGUUAAUGUGACAAAUGUUUGUCUUCUAAAUCUAUCGUCGAAAUUUUAUAACCAUUUUAAGUUCCCGUGACGUCACCAAGGCCCCGUUUAAGCCCUAUGAGCAAAGGCCACACUAGCCCCGCCCACUGUGAAAUCUCAUUGGUCGAAAAAAGCACGCGUGAUUACGCAUCAGUGGUUUUUGACCAGAGCAGCCAAAAAAAAAAAAGAAGGGCUAUCCAAUCAAAUCCUGAUGGAUAUUAUUAGUCCCACCCCCCAUUAUUUUCCCCAUAUAUUCAUAUAUUCUAAAAGGUCAUUUUUUCAUAAGUAUGCAUUUUCAUGUUGUCUUGAAACUCUUCAGCUCUGUUCAAAACUAAUGAGCUGCCUUGCUGUUCACUGCCUACAUAGACAGCUGCCUUCUUCUCUCUCAAGUCAGAUUGAGCACAAAAUACAACGUAAUUGUGGGUAAAACACUUUUACAUUUACGCAUUUGGCGGAUGCUUUUAUCCGAAGCGACUUGCAUUUAAGGUAUAAAAAUAAGUAUAAGUUAAAUUAUUCAAUUAACGAAUAUAAAACAAAAUACAAUUACAAUAAAUCAUUAAAAUAAAAAUAUUAAUGCAAUUAUAGAAUUGAUAUCUAAAUAUCUAGAGUUUGGCAUUGCAUUCAAGAAAUAAAAUGAGUGUAAAAUUAAAUUAAAUAAAUUACAAUAAAUUAAUAAAAUAAAUACAGUUAUAAAAUGUAUUGUAAUAUGCAAAAAAAAAAUGGUUUCCCUCCCAAAUAUUUGCAUUUAUGAAUUUGGCAGACAUGUUAACAUUGCAUUCAAGAAAUAAAAUAAAUAAUUAAAUACAUUUGAUCGAAUAAUAAAUACUGUAAAAUUGAUUUUAUUGAAGGAUUUAUCGAUUAUUUGCGUUCAGCAGACGCUUUUCUACAAAGCAGUCUUUUCGUUUUAAUUGCAAUUUUGUUUCGUUCCGUUCACCGAUUCGUUCCAUCGCUGAAAUAGUCAUAAUCUCUCCGCUCUAUCGUACGCGCGAUGCUACCUUACAGAAGGUGUGACGCCUUCUAAUGCUGCCUAGGUAGGGAGCUCGUUCUGUUUGUGAAGGUGAAUAGACCUUUAACGUGUUGCGACAAUCAGCCGUAUCGACUUAUCGAACUCGACCAAUCAAACGCUCCGCUUCGCCCUGCCCCGCCCCUCCACUUCCCGGACGCCUUAACGUUCCACCAGCAUUCCGAGGAAUCUCAUAUCAGCCCUCUCCGCUCUCUAGUGUGCACCGCUUUCAGACGUAACGAGAGCUAAACGCCUAGCGAAACACAAAAGCUCUGUGGGAAGGCGACAGAGGAGAAACAUUCCUUUAAAACAGGCGUUUCGCAGAUAGCUCUCGCGCGCCGAUGGCACAGUAUUUCGCGGUUUUUAACCAAGGUGACGCGGUGGCGGCGCUCUCUUUUAUGUAAAUCGAAGACGGCGCUAGCCCCGCCCACUGCUCAAUCUCAUUGGUCGAAAACUCCGAUCGCGCAGCAGUGGUUUUCAACCGGGGUGCUUCGAAAUGAUUUCAAAACAAAGCAUUAAAAAAGGGCCAAAAACUGCUUUAUUAAACCAUUUUAUGAAAAUUAUGAUUUUUGUAGUUAUAUCAAGCUCUAAAACUAAAGUUUUUAUAUUUAUGCAUUUAUUUAAAAAAAAAAAAAAAAAAAAGCAUUCAUGCCAGUGCUUUUACCCCAAGCGACUUGCAUUCGAGGUACAAAAUAAAUAAUAAUAAAUCAUACAGUUCCAAGCUGUAAAAUAUUUAAGCAGAUCGAAAUUGUAACACUUUACAAUAAGGUUAGUUAGUAAACUAUAUUAGUUAACGUGAACUACUUUUUGAACAAUACAGCAUUGUGCAGCAUUUAUUAAUCAUAAUUUCAGCAUUAUUAAAAUCACGAGUUUGUUCAUAUUAGUUAACGAGAUGCAUAGUAACACAAACUAACGGUGGCGACUGUGUGUUUUUAUGAACUAACGUUAAUCAUCGCUCAUCGUUCGUUGAUGUUAAGUGACUAAAUAACACCUUAUUGUGAAGUGUUACCACCUUAGGGUCAGAAAGGUCGAGAACCACUGCUGUUUAUUAGAAGUACGAUUGUUUUGUUGUAAUUGAGCUGCUACUAGUUUACCACGUUGUUAACUUCUUCUUCGAGGUCGGUUAGUGAGGACGUUGUGUGGACAGACGCAGUCCGUCGUGCCUGGUUUGAACAAAAACAUGAAAUACUAUACACCAUGCCAUACAAACUUGUCACAGUCGCCUUGGCAACAGAGAGAAAUGUUUUCUAUGGUGUUUCUAAACGCUUUUUUUUUUUUUACAAACUCUUCUGGGAUUGAGCAUUGACCGUGUCUGAGACAAACACUGUCUUUACCCUUUAACUGCUUUGCACACUUCAGUGUGUGUGUGUGUGUGUGUUUCUCUCUCCUUCACAUCCAGUCUUAGUCGAAUCAGACUCAUAUCAUGUCGUUUCGGACUCCAGGGCGUCCGAUCUCUCUGACUGUUAAGUAUUUAUUUUAUUGUUAAGUUAUAACUUACAUCCAUGUGACGCUGUCCAUCUCUCGUUUUUGUUGUUUUAUUUUUUUUUUUAUUUUUUGUAUAUAGGCCAUUAGUAAGAAUGUAAAUAACUUGUUACUGUACAGUGAAACUGUCUGUAUUAAAACAAGGUCUGUGUAACUCUAAA
Puntigrus tetrazona (Sumatra barb) is the source of this 6811-nucleotide messenger RNA. Its product is annotated as diacylglycerol kinase delta-like. Lineage: Eukaryota; Metazoa; Chordata; Actinopteri; Cypriniformes; Cyprinidae. Gene Ontology annotation, molecular function: protein binding; ATP-dependent diacylglycerol kinase activity. Gene Ontology annotation, biological process: lipid phosphorylation; intracellular signal transduction; diacylglycerol metabolic process. The record is from RefSeq and is a predicted model, not a curated record.